AUGGGCUCGCUGAGCAGCCACCACCCCGGGCGGGCGCGGGCGGCGGCGGCGGCGGAGGCGGCGUCGGGCCGGAGAGCCGAAGCGGGCGGCGGCGGCGGCGGGGACUCGGCCGGGCCGGGCUUGUGCUACUGCCCGGGCAGCCGCAAGCGCUCGCGGAGCGGCGGCGGCUUCUGCUACUGCCACCCCGACUCGGACAGCGACGACGACGACGCCGGCGACGAGGGCGACGAGCAGCAGCGGCUGCUCAACACCCCCAGGAGGAAAAAAUUAAAGAGUACAUCCAAAUAUAUUUAUCAGACAUUAUUUUUGAAUGGAGAAAAUAGUGAUAUUAAGAUAUGUGCUCUAGGAGAAGAAUGGAGUUUACACAAAAUAUAUUUAUGUCAAUCUGGCUACUUUUCUAGUAUGUUCAGUGGUUCAUGGAAAGAAUCUAGCAUGAAUAUUAUUGAACUGGAGAUUCCUGACCAGAAUAUAGAUAUAGAAGCCUUGCAGGUUGCAUUUGGUUCAUUGUAUCGAGAUGAUGUCUUAAUAAAGCCCAGUCGUGUUGUUGCCAUUUUGGCAGCAGCUUCUAUGCUGCAGUUGGAUGGUCUAAUUCAGCAGUGUGGCGAGACGAUGAAGGAAACCAUCAGUGUGAAGACUGUAUGUAGCUAUUACACGUCAGCAGGGACCUAUGGAUUAGAAUCUGUAAAGAAAAAGUGUCUUGAAUGGCUAUUAAACAAUUUGAUGACACACCAAAAUGUUGAACUUUUUAAAGAACUCAGUAUAAAUGUCAUGAAGCAGCUCAUUGGAUCUUCUAACUUAUUUGUGAUGCAAGUGGAGAUGGAUGUAUAUACAGUUCUUAAAAAGUGGAUGUUCCUUCAACUUGUGCCUUCUUGGAAUGGAUCUUUAAAACAGCUUUUAACUGAAACAGAUGUUUGGUUUUCUAAGAGGAGAAAAGAUCUUGAAGGUCUGACCUUUCUUGAAACUGAGCAAGGAAAACCAUUUGUGUCAGUAUUCAAACAUUUAAGGUUACAGUACAUCAUCAGUGAUUUGGCUUCUGCAAAAAUUAUUGAGCAGGAUUCUCUGGUACCUUCAGAAUGGCUGUCUUCUGUGUAUAAACAGCAGUGGCUUGCUAUGCUCCGGGCAGAACAAGACAGUGAGGUGGGGCCUCAAGAAAUCAAUAAAGAAGAACUAGAGGGAAACAGCAUGCGGUGUGGUAGAAAGCUUGCCAAAGAUGGUGAAUACUGUUGGCGGUGGACAGGUUUUAACUUCGGCUUUGACCUGCUUGUCACUUACACCAAUCGGUACAUCAUUUUCAAACGCAACACACUGAAUCAGCCUUGUAGUGGAUCUGUCAGUUUACAACCUCGAAGGAGCAUAGCAUUUAGAUUACGGUUGGCCUCUUUUGAUAGUUGUGGAAAACUAAUAUGUAGUAGAACAACUGGCUAUCAAAUACUUACACUUGAAAAGGAUCAGGAACAAGUAGUGAUGAACGUGGACAGCAGGCUUCUGAUCUUCCCUUUAUAUAUCUGCUGUAACUUCUUAUAUAUAUCACCAGAGAAAAGAACUGAAAAUAACCAACAUCCUGAAAAUCCAGAAAAUUGAGGUUCUCAUCCAUGGGAAAUAGUAGCACUUUGAAAUGAUUUUGGUUGCAGCUUCCAUUUAAUGACCCUACUGAUGUUCACAUUCAAGGUGACUAACGAUGACAAAGGCCUUAUGAACUCUACAGAUAAUACAGAGACUAUUGUUAUUCUCAUUAUAUUUCUAUGCAUAUAUGGAAAAAAAACAUUUUAAAGCCAAGAAAAUAUUGGUGAAAUCAUUUUUCUUUAUAACGAUGUCAACUUGUGUUUUUUAAUUUAGUGUCAGUAGAAAAAUUGCCGUAGAUAAAUUUCUUAUUUCUAUGGAACCAAAUAUAGAUUUACUUUUUAGCUCAAACUUCGAUCAUUCUACCUAGUAUUAGUAAACCUCAGAUACAUAUCUGUGAAUUUGUUUUAGCUGUAAGAAGCUGAAGGAAUAAUUCAAGUGACCAAUUAUAAAUCUUCUUUCAGUUGGUGCAGUUAAAAACUAUCCUUUAACUUUUUUUUAGCUUUUCUUUGAUUCUUCCUCUAUUCUACUAUCUAAUAUCCUCUAUUCUAAUAUUUAAAAAUAAUAGUUUUACUUUAAAAAGUUGCUAAUUUCUACAUUGUUUUGGAGAAUUCGAUGAGAAACUUUAAUUCAAUUUUUCUUUUUAAUUUUGAUUUUAGUUUAACUUUCUAAAGAAUUUAACAACAAAAAAAAAUCGGCUUCAGAAUUUCAAGUGAACUUGAAUGUGGGAGAAAAAAGGUUUAAUUCUGAGGAUAUUCCUUUGCCUUACUUGAUCUUUUCUUUGACAUUCUGUGAAACUUCCUUAUAUUGGUUUAUUUUUGUACCAAAUAUUAUACUUUAAAAACUUUCAUAUUCUAGGAUCUUUAGAAUUAUUUAUGUUCAGAUUUUAAUUAGCAAUCUUAACCCCUACUUAAACUCAGGACUUUAUAACCUCUGAAUUGAGUGCCUUUGAGUUACACAUAAUAAAAAUUUCAUAGUCAAUGUAAAUAAGGUUGAAGGAGCUCAUUUAAAAGCUGACAAUAAGCAUUACGGUAAAAAUAGAACUUAUUUUUUUCAAAAUUGAGGUGUACGUUUGUCAUGAUUUAUAUAUGUUGACUGCUUAUGUUUAUUGCUACUAUGAAAAUAGUAGUGCUCAUCAUUAUUUUCAGUCAUAGUAAGUUCUGUGUGGUUAAUGUACAUUUUUUAGUAUGUUUUUUAAAGAUGGGAAUCAUUUUUGUGUGUCUGUACAAAUACCCAUUUGGAAAAUAAUAAAUUCUUAUAUAAAGUGAAAAAGAAUCUCAGUUGAUAGCAGAUUUUUUUCUAUCUAGUUACUUUUUUCUAGUGACAUUUAACUCUUGGAAUUUAUUAGUGCUUUUUCUUCUCUGGAAUAUGUCCAGAAGGUCAUCAGUUGUCCUUUCAAAAUUUAUCCUCUGGGCAAACUUUUAGUUGCAUCUCCCUCUUCUAGUCCCUAAACUAUAGUUUCGAUGUUCUGAAUAUAAUAAUUUAACUGUAUCAAGAGAUUUCAUUUCUUUUUAUAAUUGGCUGUAAUUGUCUCCUUUUUUAUUUGUUUAUAUGGAGGGCCACACCCAACCAUGCUCAGGGCUUACUUCUGGCUCUACCCUCAGGGAUCAUUCUUGGGACUUGGAGGACUGUAUGUGAUGUCAGAAAUUGAAUAAGGCAAGUGCAUUAUUGCUCCAGAUCCCUGAUUGUAAGACUUUAAACAGAUACUUAUAGUAUCAAAGGUUCUUUACCCUUUAUAUGUGGAAAACUGUAGUUAGGUAUAUGUAUAUGUAUGUAUAUAUAUAUAUAUAUAUACACAGAGGCAUAUGUAAUUAGAAAUGAUGAAUUUCUUCAAUUUUUACAAACAUUGGGAGUAAUUAUUAAGGUUUGAAUAUAUUUGUGAGUAAAAAGAUAUUUCAUUUUACUUUAUAUAAAUGAACCAAAUUGGAAUUACAUAUGGUUCCUAUUUAUUGAUUCUUUCUUGACCAAAUUGCAUGUUAUCUACAAAUAAUAUGUCUUCCAUGUUCUUGACAAAUUGGUAAUUCUUCAAUUAGUAGUGAAGAUCUGCUUUUUUUCUAACCAAAUACUUUAAGUUUUGUUCUUUUCAAUAGAAAUGAUUUCAAUAAAGGAUUAAAAGGUUUCACCUGGA
Messenger RNA from Suncus etruscus (white-toothed pygmy shrew), 3688 nucleotides. RefSeq names its product germ cell-less 1, spermatogenesis associated (gene GMCL1). Gene Ontology annotation, molecular function: protein binding. Gene Ontology annotation, biological process: germ cell development. The record is from RefSeq and is a predicted model, not a curated record. Lineage: Eukaryota; Metazoa; Chordata; Mammalia; Eulipotyphla; Soricidae. Gene Ontology annotation, cellular component: nucleus. The coding region runs from base 1 to 1581 and encodes 526 amino acids. The transcript has 14 exons.